This is a messenger RNA of Gigantopelta aegis, 1549 nucleotides long. Its product is annotated as transient receptor potential cation channel subfamily M member 2-like. The record is from RefSeq and is a predicted model, not a curated record. Gene Ontology annotation, molecular function: ligand-gated calcium channel activity. Lineage: Eukaryota; Metazoa; Mollusca; Gastropoda; Neomphalida; Peltospiridae. The transcript has 5 exons. Gene Ontology annotation, biological process: calcium ion transmembrane transport. Bases 230 to 1549 code for a protein of 439 amino acids.
UUAAUUAUUGUCCAUCACUGACAUACCUGUAUCUGUAUCUUGACAUUCAUCUUAUUCAAAGACUGUUUGAUGCACAUCCCAUUUACAUCAUGAGCAAAAGAGUCAAGAAUUUGUUAUUGAAGACUUUCAUUCAGGUACAUCAAAACCUCCGCAUCAUCGGCAUUUCGGUGACCGUGCGCAUGAUCCUGUGGCUAAAGAUUCUUCAGUUUCUCCAUUCAGACCCACAAUUAUGCCGUCCACUUCAGGUUCUCCUGGUCACAGGGUCAGUCAGUGGACGCUGGACAUGUCUGAAGACAGUAAGUCUUUCAGACUCGACGAGAUCCACGAUGGUGAGACUCGAGCUCCACCAGAGUCAGAAAGAAAACGAUUGAAAAAGGGAUCCUCAAACGAAGAAGCACGUCCACAUCACCAGCAUAUUGAGAUGACUCCUACAGUAGCCAGUGUUUCCCCGAGCCCAAGGCACGACAAGCAUCUCGAGUCGGUGUUGAUAAUGCCACCAAGUGCACCUCGAGCACCCAGGUACGAGAUGCUUGACGAUUAUCAGCCACCUGAUAAACAUAAAUUAUCGAAGAUUCCUAAACGAAAAAAGCACAAAAAACGAUCGUCGAGGAAUCGUAUAGGAGAACAAGGAGAUGGCGUUCAUACUCCCAGUGAACACAAAGAGAGCAAACAUGGAGUUGACGACUCAGAAGCGAGGAGGUUGAAGAAGAAGAAUUGGAAACCAGCUAGUGAAUCGCUUAACAGCACGGCUACUUACACGAUAGAAAAAGGAGUAGAUAAUCCGGUGUAUACGGCAGACAGUCGUAAGAAUUCUGGUGCUAAAGGGGCAGAUACGUAUUCACUUCACAGCACGAAAAUCAGCUUUUUGGAGAGCUUCAGAAUAGAGCUAAGCAGCUCGAAAAGAGAUAUGCGGACAAAGACAAUGCCAGAUGAAGGCAAGAUCGCAAACUUCAUUAGCAGUAACAUUUUUCAAAGAGAAUGCAACCGGUAUGCAAGUAAUGGUAAAUCAGGAAGUAAUGCCUGUCAGUGUGGUCGUGAGGGUCAGUGGCACUUGGAUAAAGGUUUAGAGUGCAAACGUGAUACGGAUCAUGAAUCCUGGCACAAAAACACAUACACUAAGACUAUGCCCUGUGAUUCAUUCGGGGCGAUCUACUUUAAAGGUUUCGGUCAUGACACUGACUCUCCUUAUGUGCGACUAGAUAGUGACACUGACGCUAAAAAUGUCUGGGAAAUACUGACCAAGCAUUGGCAUCUUCCGAUUCCAAAACUGCUCAUCUCCGUUACGGGUGGUGCCAAACGUUUUGAGAUGAACCCACGGCUAAAGAACAUCCUGAAACAGGGCUUGUGUCACGCAGCCACCAGCACUGGAGCUUGGAUAAUUACCGGUGGUACAGCGACAGGAAUUAUGCAGAUUGUUGGAGAAGUUAUCCAUGAAUACACCACGGCCAAUGACGUUCAAGACCAAAAGCUGGUGGCUCUUGGGAUAGCCACGUGGGGAAUCAUAUCCAACAAACAAGCAUUAGAUGGAAAAGGCCGUGUGAGUUUGUAA